This is a messenger RNA of Carlito syrichta (Philippine tarsier), 3362 nucleotides long. It is a transcript of the gene TRUB1, whose product is annotated as TruB pseudouridine synthase family member 1. Gene Ontology annotation, cellular component: mitochondrion. The transcript has 8 exons. Gene Ontology annotation, molecular function: RNA binding; pseudouridine synthase activity. Gene Ontology annotation, biological process: tRNA modification; mRNA pseudouridine synthesis. The coding region runs from base 71 to 1126 and encodes 351 amino acids. Lineage: Eukaryota; Metazoa; Chordata; Mammalia; Primates; Tarsiidae. The record is from RefSeq and is a predicted model, not a curated record.
UACCAGGCGCACUCUUGUUGCGUCAUCAGCGUGCGCUUCCAGGAUAAAAAAUACGUCUGACUAUGAAAGCAUGGCGGCUCCCGAGGCGGCAGUGGCGUUUUCGUCGUCCUUGAAAACUGACACAGACUCAGUCCCUGCAACUGCAGGAACGACCGCAGGAAUGGCUGCGGCCUUGCCAGCGACCGCUGCAGCGGCGGCGGUGGCGGCCACCGCGGCUAGGACCGGAUCCGAAGCCAGGGUCUCGAAGGCCGCUUUGGCUACUAGGCUGCUGUCACUGAGCGGCGUGUUCGCGGUGCACAAGCCCAAAGGGCCCACUUCAGCCGAGCUGCUGAAUCGGUUGAAGGAGAAGCUGCUGGCAGAAGCUGGAAUGCCUUUUCCAGAGUGGACCAAGAGGAAAAAACAGACAUUGAAAAUUGGGCAUGGAGGGACUCUAGACAGCGCAGCCCAAGGAGUUCUGGUGGUUGGAAUUGGAAGGGGAACAAAAAUGCUGACCAGUAUGCUGUCAGGGUCUAAGAGGUAUAUUGCCAUUGGAGAACUGGGGAAAGCUACUGAUACACUAGAUUCUACAGGGAAAGUAACAGAAGAAAAACCUUACGAUAAAAUAAAACAAGAAGAUAUCGAAGGCAUUCUACAGAAAUUUACUGGCAAUAUAAUGCAAGUACCCCCUCUCUAUUCUGCAUUGAAGAAAGAUGGACAGAGACUUUCAACUUUGAUGAAGAGAGGUGAAGCAGUAGAAGCGAAACCUGCCAGGCCAGUUACUGUAUAUAGUAUCUCUCUUAAAAAAUUCCAGCCACCUUUUUUCACAUUAGAUGUUGAAUGUGGAGGAGGUUUUUAUAUCAGAAGCUUGGUUAGUGACAUUGGCAAAGAACUCUCUUCCUGUGCCAAUGUGCUAGAGCUGACCCGAACCAAACAGGGACCAUUUACGCUGGAAGAGCAUGCCCUUCCUGAAGACAAGUGGACAAUUGAUAACAUUGCACAGUCUCUUGAGCAUUGCUCAUCUCUUUUCCCAGCAGAGUUAGCACUUAAAAAAUCAAAACCUGAGGAGUCUAAUGAACAGGUUUUGAGCUGUGAAUAUAUAACUCUAAAUGAGACAAAGGGAGAAGAUGAUGUAAUUAAGACAUGUUGAUAUUGUUCUGGAAAUAUCGUCAUUUCCUGGUUGACAUUUGAAUCCUGUAUGCAGAUGCGAAAUGACAAGCUACAUGCUAGAAAAAAACAACUGUUCCUAACUUUUUUUUUUUUGCAUGAAGACAAAUGUUCAUCAUUUACAGUUCCAAUAGCAUACAAUUUAUUUGCUAUACAUUAUAAAUGACCUUGCACUUGUUCAGUUCUUGGCUGUACUAUGGAAUGUCUUUUAGGAUGUUUUUAGGUUGUUAAAAUAUAAAUUUGAUUGGAUUCAGGAAAACUAAAUUUCUGAAUUUGAUCUGUCAUCAGUCUUUUCCUGUGAAAAAGUUGAACAAGUUUUCUAAUCAAAGAAAAAAUAAAUAUGAGCACCAUGUUUCUUUAACUUUAGUUUCUUUUAUAGUGAAUGCAAUUUAGUGUUAUUUUGACUUCAUUUAGGGUCAAUUUUACUGAGAUUCUUUAACUGUGUUUAAAUGGCCAUUAUUAUCUCUUUCUUGUGUUUUGCCGAGUUUAUUAUUAUUAAAAACAUUUUGAUAAAACCACUCAUCUAGUAAUUAAUACCUGUGUCUGUUUAGAUCUUGGAAAUGAAUAAACUUUUAUAAUAAAUAUUUGUAAAUGAAGCAGAUUAUUGCUGCUACCACUAAUAGGAUAUAAACAGAAGACUAAUAUUGAAUUAAAUUCAUCUUUCUUUUGCUAUUAGAGCAAAAGAUAGCCCCAUAAGCUUUGUGUUUUGGCAUCUAUGAGAUAUCUUUCUGGUAGUUUCAACACAGUGGAUCACUUUGUACCAUGUUACUUAAGUAACAUAACUUUUUAAAUUGAAACUAAAGAAUAUGUCUUCAAUUUAAAAUUUCUUCUCUUUAUUCUUUAGCAUUUAUGUAUCUCUUUAAUAGGGCAUUAAUCCCUGUGACAUUGUUUCUUCAGUUGUUUGCUUUCUCAAGUGAUAUUUAUAGAUGUUGAGAUAGCCGCUUUGCAUUUCCAGCCUAUUUCUUCUGCUCUAAAUAUUUAAAAAGUUAUUCUCAAAUGUUUUUAUCCAAGUAAAUUUCUGAAAGCUUCUUUAACCAUAAUUUUGAAAAUGUAGUCACAUUACAAAAUAAAUUUUGUAUGUAACAAGUGCUUCUUAUUUUUGUUAUGGGAAAGUAGUAUAUUAUGCAGUCAGUCUGCAGAAACGUUCAAAUCCUUUUUAUUCAAAUAUAGUUUCAAAAGAAGACUCAUUAAAAUUUUCAUAAAAUAUGACUUUCGAUUUCUAUAGAUUACCUUUUUUUAAAGAGUUGGUUGCCUGCUUGCAACCUCUAACUCAGAAUUUUAAAAUAUGUAAACUAAAGUGGUUUUAUUUGUGCUUAAGCUAAUAGAAACUGUAUAUUAAAAGCUGCGAGCUUCAAUAGAGCAUUUUCAGCAUACUGGCAACAUAUUUUAAAUGAAAAUGUGAAAACUAAUUUUUUAGUAUGGGACAGAAAAUUAUAAGAGUAUUGAUACCAUGAUGUAUUAACAUAAAAUACCAAAUACAAAGUUAUAAAUUGAAAAUUUGCAAUUAUUCACAUCUAGUCCCUGCAGUUUAUGUCAGCCAAGGUGGCAGAGGCUUCCUCUACCCAUUGGGAUGGCACAGGCUAUAGUGCAUCCUCUUUCACUGCAAGUUAAAGUUCAAAUAGAGAAAUAUUAGAACACAUCUGUGACGUAUAAUUUACUACUGGGGAAGGGUAGGGAUCAUUUAAAACAAACUUUAAAGUGACAGCAAGUCUUUUUUCUUUUAUAUUGAAAGCAUUGAAGGAAAUUUAGUCAAAUGGGAAAAUUAUUCAUUAUCCCCACCAUCCUAAUGCUAACUUUAGAAUUUUAAUUUUUAUGUUACUAUUUUCCCUUUUUUAAUUCACAUAAUUAUGGUCUUAAGACACCUAUGCUUUUUUUGUACCUAUACUUUUUAAUAGACUUUUUCAGUUGAUAUUAUCCAUUUGUAUUUAGUUUUGAUCACGAUUAUUAUAAUUAUGUUACUUUACAUUUAUAAUUUAUUUAAACCAUUUCCUUAUUGUUGAAUACUUAAGUAGUUUUCAAUUUUAUUUGGAUAAAUUCCUGGGAGUAGGAUUACUAAGUAAAAUACUAUGAACAAUUUUAUGAUGUAUGUUUACCUUAUGCAUUUCCAAAGAGCUGUAACAUUUUACAGUGUCACCAUUUGUGUAGGGGUUUUAUGUUGUUGCACAUGUAUUAAGUGUAAGGCAGUGAUUAAAGUUUCUCUCAUUUGCUUUUGUGUGACA